UUACUUCACCAAAUCUAAAAAAAAAUCAUUCACACCACCACCAUCACCACAAUCCACAGCUACAAUAUAAUUCUAACUACGCAAAAAAUCAUACUCUUCUUUCUUUUCUCUUCCAUAUUCCCUUAUCUCCCACAAACCAAAUCAAAAUGGGUCCAAUCGUGUUAACUCAGCUGGCCACCGGUCUCAGCGUCCUUGCCGGAGCGGUUCUCGUCAAGUCAGUCAUGGACAACAACCCCAACACCAUGGCUGGAUCCUUCCCUCGCUGCCCUUCUUGCAACGGAACCGGCCGGGUCACCUGCAUCUGUUCCCGUUGGUCCGAUGGCGACGUAGGGUGCCGAACAUGCGCCGGUUCUGGUCGCAUGGCUUGCAGCAGUUGUGGUGGAACCGGAACCGGCCGACCUAUACCAGCUAGGAUUGCGGUAAGGCCUACGAACCGUCCCCCUCCCAGCUGAGUGAACCAGUUUGGUGUUAUUUUUGUUUUGAAUUAUUCCUGGUAUUGGUUUCUCAUCCGAAAUGAAUGGAAUAUGUUAUUAUAUUUAAUGUAAUAUAUUAUAUGAUAUGAUGGAUGAUGAUUGUAAGACACAGAGGGGGAUUAUUAGUUUAUACAAUCGCUAUAACAAUACACUGUAAUUACUAAUUAGUUUUCUCAUUAUAAAAGUUUUUACAUUUUAUUCGCAAA
This is a messenger RNA of Arachis duranensis, 679 nucleotides long. RefSeq lists its product as uncharacterized. Lineage: Eukaryota; Viridiplantae; Streptophyta; Magnoliopsida; Fabales; Fabaceae. The record is from RefSeq and is a predicted model, not a curated record. The coding region runs from base 147 to 452 and encodes 101 amino acids. The transcript has a single exon.